Messenger RNA from Camelina sativa (false flax), 1737 nucleotides. NCBI's taxonomy places the organism in Eukaryota, Viridiplantae, Streptophyta, Magnoliopsida, Brassicales, Brassicaceae. The record is from RefSeq and is a predicted model, not a curated record.
AUGGCUCCUGAUAUGGAUGAUGCAAGUGGGGAGUAUGAUUUGAAUGCUGAAAACCCCGCCACGCUGAGAGAAGAAGAAGGAGGCGAGGAAGUCGGAAGCGAAGAUGGUCGUAUGACUGAUUUAAUGAGAGAAACGCCGAAUGAAUUACACCCGGAGUUAGAGCUAGUUUCGAAGACUGUUACAACACCCGAAACCAUGAUAAACGACGAAGACCUACAAGGCGUAGAUUCGGCGACACGCGAUAUUGGAAUUGAAUCGCCGAUUACCAGAGAAGACAUAGAAGGAGAUUUCGCGGCUGCAACAACGGAAGAAGGCAUACAAGCAACGGUUUCCCAAGAUAGAACUGAUGAUGAAUUUGAUUCCGAGGAUGAAGAUUCCCAACCAGUUCAGCCAGAAAUGUUCUUUAAAGCAUCUGAGUACAUGAAGGGGUGUAAGAUUAUCAGUAGGUGUAGUGUGAGCCAAACAGUGACAUUGAUAGGGAAUUUACCAGAUGAAGUCUGUUGGUUCAGAAAUCACUCCCAGUUCAGGCAUAUAUUCCACAUGCCUAAGGAGAAAAACCACAUGACUCAAGGCAUGUGGAUGCUUUUGCUUCACAAAGCUCGUACGGAUAUGGAAAGGGAGUGUUGGUUUGUGGUUAAUGGAGUGCCUAUCCGGUAUGGGUUGAAAGAGCAUGCGUUGUUAACCGGAAUGGACUGCCAUGAAUACCUGUGUGGCUAUGAGGAGUUAGGAAGCUUAAAAUUUGUGUCAAGCAUGUUUGGGAUAUAUUCCUUUCUUCUACGUAUUGUUGAUGAUUUAAACGCUUGUGAGGACUUUCCCUGGGGACGUUAUUCAUUUGACGAGUGUAUGAAAGGGAUCCGAAAUAUGAUGAGGAAGUUGGAAGGCGGUUUCAAACCAAAAGCGCAACCUACCUUUUUCGGAUUCAUUGUUCCUCUAGAGAUUUUGGCGUUUGAAUGUAUUCCACAACUGGGGAGGAAAUUUAGUGUUGAUGUACCCGCAGAGGAGGACUGUCCACAGAUGUGUAAACACAAAUUCACUGACAGUUCAACGAAGGGGUUUCCUUUGGAUGAAAUAUAUGAAGAGCUUGGAGAUAGUAAGAUCAUUACAAGAAUCUUGGAACCCGACGGUAUUGGUGAAAAGUCUUUGUUGCAUUGUAUCGUAGAUGAUUAUUCUGAUGAUGGGAUUGGUUUUAUCGAUCCAAUGGUUGAUUGCUGGAGAGAACGUCUAGCCAUAAAGAAGAAGAGGAUAUGGUGGGAAAAUCUGUACGAGUUGGACUUACGCUCUCGUAUAGUAGGCUUAACUGCUGAUGAAUUCCCGGAUAAUGGUAAAGAAUGUCCUGAAACUGAAAUUGACCACGGUGAAAACGUAGCUGGGAUUGAGGCAUAUAUUAGGUCACUAAAAGAGACAAUGACUAAGGGCUUUGAGAACUUGGUGGAUAAGCUGGAAAAAGGAGAUGAUGAUGGGAUACAGUUUGGAACACCAAUGGAUUUUGGUCCGACUGUACAGACUCCGACUAAUCAUCCAACGACUUUGGUUGUAUAUAGUGGAAUCCUCGACAAAACUGGUCCGAAUAAUGCGGACAGUGAGAACCGGAAGAAGAUGGAGAAUGAAAACAAGGAAGAGAUAGAGGUUGAGGAUGAGGUCCCGGAGAAAGAGCCGGAGAAGCAGAAGCAGAGGAAGACGAAGAAGGACAAGAAGGUCAGGUGUGAAGAAGAUAAUGUAUCCUUGAAGCAAGUUUGA